GUUUGAACCAGAGUCCCGCCGCAGCGAUAAGUGUCAGGUUUCCUUCUGUGACAGUUAGCAUGAAGCUAAGCUAGUCCUCCAUCAUUAUUAUCAGGGGAGAGUUCUGAUAAACUGACCCGCCCUCUGGUUCGCAUCAGCGAGCUUUAUGGACCAGCACCGCGGCGUUUAGACGGUUAUAGUGUCCGGUGUUUGAGUGAGUUUUAACUUUCAGUGUAGUCGUGUUAAAGUUCGAGUGAGCUGGUUAUCAUGGCAGAGGGAGCGGACUGCGGUCCAGUCAACGCCGAGAAGAGGAGACAUCCAGCGGGGAGGAAGAGCCGACAGAGCCAGCAGAAGAAGAGCUCCAGCAGCCGGGUGAGUCUAGAGAAAGUUCUGGGUAUCAGCACAGCCAGUGGCAGCGGACUGACCUCCGACCCAAACACUGGACUCAUCGCCUAUCCUGCAGGAUGCGUCAUCGUUUUGUUUCACCCGAAGAAGAACAAGCAGACUCACAUCAUCAAUGCGUCCAGGAAACCCUUCAGCGCUCUCGCCUUCUCCCAUGAUGGAAAAUACCUGGUCACUGGUGAGAGCGGUCACAUGCCGUGUGUGCGGGUGUGGGAGGUGGAUGGAGGUCAGGUGGCCGAGGUUCAGUCUCAUAAAUACGGAGUUUCCUGUGUGGCGUUCUCCACCAACAGCAGCUACAUCGUCUCUGUGGGAUACCAACACGACAUGACUGUUAGUGUGUGGGACUGGAGGAAAGGUUCGAUCAUCGCCUCCAACAAAGUGUCCAGCCGAGUGUUCGGCGUGUCGUUCUCUCAGGACAACAGCUACUUUGUCACCGCAGGAAAGAGACACGUCAAGUUCUGGUACCUGGACGCCUCAAGAGAACGACGGGUGAACAGCACCGUGCCUCUGAUUGGUCGGUCAGGGUUGCUAGGUGACCACAAAGACAGUAUCUUCAGCGGGGUGGCAUGUGGGCGUGGCCUCAUGGCGUGCAGCACCUACUGCAUCACAAGCUCCGGUCUGCUGUGUCUCUUCAACAGCAGCCGAGAGCUGGAGGCCUGGGUCAACCUCAAGACGUCAUCGGCGAGCUGUCUGGCGGUCAGCGAGGACUUUAUCUUCUGUGGUUGUGCUGACGGCCUCAUCAGAGUUUUCAGUCCAUCCAACCUGCAGUACAUCUCCUCGCUGCACCGACCUCACCAGCUGGGAGUCGACCUCACCCAGAGUGUACAGCACGGCAGCCUGUUAACUGCCAGUCCAGGUGCUCAGUACCCCGACACGCUGGCUCUGACCUUUGACCCCGCAGCCAAACACCUGACCUGUGUGUACAACGACCACAGUGUGUAUGUGUGGGACGUUACAGAUGUGAGGAACGUGAGGAAGCUGUACUCUGCUCUGUACCACAGCAGCUCCGUGUGGAGUGUCGAGGUGUAUCCGGUGCUGUCAGAUGCGUCGCAGGCGUGUCUGCCUCCGUCCUCCUUCUUCACCUGCUCGUCUGAUAACACCAUCAGACUGUGGCACACCGACCCGCCCACCGCACACAGAAACCUCUACAGCAACGACCUGCUGAGGAUUUUGUAUGUGGGGGAGAACACACAGCACCUGCAGGCUGAGGGGGAGAGGGGGGAGUCAGCCGGGGCUGAUGGGAAGGCCGGGAUCCGAGUUCUGAGUAUCAGUCCUGACGGGCAGCACCUGGCUGCUGGAGACCGCUGUGGAAACCUGCGGAUCUUCGGUCUGGAGUUUCUGGACGAGCUGGUGAAGAUCGAAGCUCACGACUCGGAGGUGUUGUGCCUGGCGUUCUCCCCGACAUCCACAGGCCUGAAGUUGUUGGCGUCGGCCAGCAGAGAUCGACUGAUCCACAUCUUCAACCCGGAGAAGAACUACAGCCUGGAACAGACUCUGAACGACCACUCGGCCUCCAUCACCGCUGUCAAGUUCACAGGUGAGAAGCCUGAGGUCAGAAUCGUGAGCUGUGGAGCCGACAAAAGCAUCUACUUCCAAACAACUGAACAGACGUCCGAGGGUUUGUCGUUCUCCAGGAGUCACCACGUGGUGGAGAAGACGACGCUGUACGACAUGGACCUGGACUCAUCGAGGACGCACGUCACCAUCGCCUGUCAGGACCGAAACGUCAGGGUUUACAACACUGAAACUGGGAAGCUGAAAAAGUGUUUGAAGGGCUCGUCAGGUGACGAAGGAGCUCUGCUGAAGAUCCACAUGGAUCCCUCGGGGUCGUUCUUCGCCACCAGCUGCUCCGACAAGAACAUCACCAUCUUUGACUACGAGUCAGGAGAGUGUGUCGCCACCCUGUUCGGACACUCAGAGAUCGUCACCUGUAUGAGAUUCAGUCAAGACUGCAGACACCUCAUCACUGUGUCAGGAGACAGCUGUGUGUUCGUGUGGAGGUUGGACUCUCAGAUGACCAGCACCAUGAGGAAGAGACGUGGCCUCAAACUGACCACCGCACCUGAAACCUACAGCCGCACACAGCAGAACAUCAGGAGAGAGACCUUCAUCACCGUACCGUCUGCUCAGCUGCAUCAGAUGGAGGAGGAGGAGGAGGAGGAGGAGGCUGAACUCAGGACUCCAGCCAGACUGGACUCGGCUCAGGAUCCUCCGCUGCUGGAGACCAACGGGAAGAUGCCCAUGUGGUUCAGGAGACUGCAGGGUCAGUGUGAAGCUCCCAUCGUCGUCCAAGCAGACACUGAACCUCGUCAGGUACGGAGUCGGUGGACGGAGCAGCUGGAACCGCUGAUCAUCAGCUCCAACCUCUCCCCGAGUCAGGCAGAGGAAGAGGAAGAGGAGGGAGAGGAGGAGGAAGACUUCCACCCUCAGAGUCUGGAGAGUCUGCUGGGAGAGGAGGUGGAGGAGGAGGACGAUGAAGAGGUGGAGGAGGAAGAGAAGGAGGUGCUGCAGAAUCCAGUUCAGGACAAGAGCAGCUACAUCCUCUACGCCGACACCAACACCACCGACAGGGAGUUUGAUGUUGAGGGUGUGACUGACACCCGGCGGUCUCUGACCCAGCUGGAGGUCAAAGGUCAGAGGGCGGAGCCAGUGUGGAGCACACAGCUGAGUCCAGACUCGGCCUGCUCUGAGGGCUCAGCAGGAAGUCUGGAGCAGCAGCAGGACGCCGACACAGACUCUCUCAGUCAGGGCAGCUCUGUGGGCAGUUUGUGUCUGGAGGACGACGAGGACAGAAACUCUCUGAAGAGCCACUUCGACACUCUAGCGUCCGGGCUGAGCGACGAGAAGUUCGACACGGACCCGAGGACUCUGCAGCCUCCAGACGAAAAACACUUCCUGAACCCUCGACUCAGCAUCUCCACUCGCUUCCUGUCCAGGUUCCAGGACAGAGUCAAGGCGUGGCCAAGUCGAGCUCCGCCUCCUGUCUCAAUCCCAACCAGGAUCCUAGAGGAGAGCAACGUCGGCAAUACAUCGGUGAGUGCUGAGUGGAGCAGUGAGGUCACCUCACCUGAGACGACUCCUAACCCAAACAACAACAACAACAGUGGAGUGAGAUGCAGACAGUCUGUCCUUCGUCGUAGCGCCUCCUGCCUGAGUUCCCAUCAGCCCGUCCGCCAUCGAGUUCGCCGACGAAAUACUGUGGUGCUUGUCCAGUGCAGAGAAACACUGCGAGACGUCACCUCGAGAACCCACAACAGAAGCGCGGCGUCGGCAGACCAGCAGGGGGCGUCUCGGCUCGGAUACCUCGGCACCACGGCCAGCUCCAGAGCCAAACUGAGCCUGGACGCCUCCACCGCCUCCACACAGGAGGAGAAGGAGAACCUGUCUUCAUCGAACCUGCUGCCUCCUGCCCCCCUUCUGUCUGCUGCUCCAGACCUCCACGGCACCAAACCCGAUCGCCCUCAGGACCAGACCAGCAGUGUCGAGCCUUCUACCCAGAAGUCUCAGCGUGAUGUACCUGCAACGAGCCCACAGGUGUUGUUGGCCACGCCCACGGAUGCAACGUUGACAGGUGAAGCCAGAUUGUGGAGCAUCAGCAGUGCUGAGGAGAUGCCGACGAAUGAAAACCGAAGCCUCACCUUCAUACAAAGCCCCGCCUCCUCCAUCACCCUCACAGCCACGCCCACUGCUUGUGACAUCAUCCAGACUGACGCAGUAUCAGACCCGUCUGCAGGAGGUGACUCUUCGUCCUCUGACCUGCCCUCCUCCUCCUCCUCACCGCUGUCAGAAAUGCUCCGCCCCCCUCAGACAGGUUCAGAGUCGGUCAGUCUGCUGCAGUGUCAGCAGGUCGCCGACGAGCUGAAGCAGACGGCGAGACGAGCCGUGCACCUGUACCAACAGCUCAGCUCAGACGACCCUUCAGAGCGACGUCUUCAGAUGACGUCGGUCCUGCAGGAGGCGUUUGAUAUUGUCGACUCUGAGCUGCAGGCGGCGCUGCGGGGUGGAGACGGGCGGGGCAGCAGCUGCGCCCCUUCUGGUCCUCUGGAGGACGACAGGACGAUGUCUCUGUUGGAGAAAUACUCUGAACGUCUGCUUCAGAUGACCCAGAACAAACUGAACAGAAUCUGACCCGGGACCAGCCGCCCUGCUGCCGUCUGUACGGAGGCUGAAAGAGGACAAACUUAAACUUUUAACUUGAGCCUGAGUGACACAGAGCUGCUUUCAUUGACAUCAGUAUUACGUUUAAAGCACCUUAUCUUUAUUUUUUAUGUCAGAAAAACUUUUUAUCUGUUUUUAAGUCACUUUUUGUAUAUAAACUGUACUUUUAUGUUGUUUAAUAAAUGUGUCAGCUGUUUGA
Messenger RNA from Acanthopagrus latus (yellowfin seabream), 4738 nucleotides. It is a transcript of the gene wdr62, whose product is annotated as WD repeat domain 62. Bases 247 to 4509 code for a protein of 1420 amino acids. Gene Ontology annotation, molecular function: protein binding. The record is from RefSeq and is a predicted model, not a curated record. Lineage: Eukaryota; Metazoa; Chordata; Actinopteri; Spariformes; Sparidae. The transcript is spliced from 34 exons.